AUGAGCGCCGAAGAUCCCGUCAUCACUUACGAUGGCAAGGAUUUCAAGGGAGUGAAGGAGGGCAAGGCCACCAUCUUGGUCCCUGUCGAGGCGGCAGGAAAGGAGGGGAAGCAACAGGUCUUCUACAACCCGAUUCAGCAAUUCAACCGCGAUCUUUCAGUACUGGCCAUCAGAGCAUAUGGUGAGGAGGUGAUUCAGCGUAAAGCGACGCACCCCGCAUCCAAGCGCAAAGAGAAGAAGAGGCGGCGUCCUGCUGGGGAUGAGAGCGGCGAAAGGCCGGCUAAGGUCCAGGUUACGGAAGACGGCAAGCCUGCAGAGAGCACGACUGGCGAGGCGCAAACCGCCGGUGCUGAGGACAAGACUACCAGCGACGCGAAUGCCAAGACAGAAGAGGCGAAGACUUCAACUACGAACGAGGGCAAUGGUGGAGAGGAGAAGUCCAACCCCGCCAAGCCUCCCCCUAAAUUCACGAUUCUCGACGCCCUCUCCGCGUCCGGACUCCGCGCAUUGCGCUACUCGCAUGAGCUGCCGUUCGUGACGUCUGUAACGGCCAACGACCUCACCAAGUCUGCCGUCGAGUCUAUCAAGUUGAACGCGAAGCACAACGGCCUGGAGGACAAGAUCGUGGCGAACCACGACGAUGCGAUUGCUCACAUGUACAGGCGCAUCGCCGAUGACUUGUCCAAGAGAGAUCGCUUCGGUAACCCUAGCAAGGAGAACAAGUACGACGUCAUCGACCUCGAUCCCUACGGGACUGCUGCGCCCUUCAUUGACGCCGCCGUCCAGGCCGUCAGGGACGAUGGUGGUCUGCUCUGCGUCACUUGCACCGACGCGAGCCACUGGGCCGGCCACUGCUACGCCGAGAAGAGCUUUUCGUUGUAUGGCGGUGUCCCCAUCAAGGGUCUUCACUCUCACGAAGUCGGGCUGCGCAUCAUCAUCCACGCUUUGGCGAGCGCAGCAGCCAAGUACGGCUUGACCGUGGAGCCGCAGCUUUCUCUUUCGAUCGACUUUUACUGCCGAAUUUUCCUCAAGGUCCGCAAGUCCAAGGACGCCGUCAACUACCAGGGCGGCAAGACCAUGAUCAUGUACAACUGCCCGGGAUGCUCCGCAUGGGAAACGCAGCCCAUGGUGAGGAGCCGCCCCUACCCCAAGAAGAAGGACGGAUACUUUUACAAACACGGCCUCUCCCAAGGCCCUCCUACCGACUCGCACUGCAAGCACUGCGGGUCUACGCAGCACAUCGCCGGACCAAUGUACGGCGGCCCGCUGCACAACGCCGAGUUCAUCGAGCGCAUCCUCGACCUCAUCCCCACGGUCGACAAGAGCGUCUACCAGACGACGACGAGAAUUGAGGGCAUGCUGCAGACCGCCCUCGAGGAGUACAUUCCCGGGCCGGAGCCCGCGCAGGCGGUGGACCCCAAGGACAGGGAGCUCGCCAGGGUCGACGACUAUCCCUUCUUCGUCAUGCCCAGCAGGCUCGCCGGCACGCUCAACACGCAGCAGCCGCCGGACGACGUCUUCAGGGGCGCGCUGAGGCAUCUCGGGUACCGCGUCACGCGCAGCCACUGCCGACCGGGCAGCGUGAAGACGGACGCGCCGUGGGAGGCGAUCUGGUUCAUCAUGCGCGAGUGGGUCCGCCAGAAGGCACCCGUUCGUACGGAAAAGCUCAACCCGCAGAUGCCGGCGUACAGGCUGCUUGGUCUUGAUAAGGCGGAGAGCAACGGCGCCGCCAAGCCGGUCGAGGAAGCCGAAGGAGCUGCGGCGGAAGCGAAGGAAAGCAACGGCGCAGAGCAGGGCGAGAAGACGGAUACGGAGAUGAAGGAGACCUCGGAGACGGAGACGGCGGGGGACAAGAGCGAGAAGAAACCAUUUUCAGAGGAGUUGAAGAAGACGCUUGUCUUUGACGAGAAGCUGGCGCAGCUGGGUAAGCGUACGCAGGGCAGGAAGUUGGUCAGAUACCAGAUGAACCCGAGGGAGAACUGGGGCCCGAUGACGCGAGCGAAGGGGGAGUGA
Molecule: messenger RNA, 2013 nt
Organism: Colletotrichum karsti
Lineage: Eukaryota; Fungi; Ascomycota; Sordariomycetes; Glomerellales; Glomerellaceae
Product: N2, N2-dimethylguanosine tRNA methyltransferase
Exons: 1
Coding region: 1-2013 (670 amino acids)
Biological process (GO): tRNA N2-guanine methylation
Cellular component (GO): nucleus
Molecular function (GO): RNA binding
Source: RefSeq, a predicted model, not a curated record